AUGUUCUGCCCUGCACCCAUACAUUUGUCCGGCAGCCCAGUGCGGCCCGGCACGGCACAGCAGAGCAGCGCGGGCACAGGAGUGAGGGCACAGCUACUCCCGACAGUGGGGCCUCACCUCGUCUCCCACAUGGACGGGCCCGAUAAGCGGCCCGUCCCCUCGCUGUCCCCGUAUUAUGCUGCCGCAGCAGCACAGGUCCGACUGCCGUGCCAGCCAGGCAGCCAUGUGAUGUGCUGGAGAGUGUGCACUGCGGACUGCGGCGCGGCUCAGCGUGAUGCGGGGCGGAGCGGCACUCGUGCAGGCAACUGCACGUGUGCCGCUCCGUAUGGCGAGAAAAUUUUUUCUACCCAGAGGCCUCCCACUGGAAAGCUGGCUUUAGGGCGCAAAAAUUAUCCCAUUAGGGCUCCGAGGACUUUACAACUCACAGCCUCAAUACCGUUGCGGACACGCACAUGUUCCCGGUGCUAG
Molecule: messenger RNA, 468 nt
Organism: Opisthorchis viverrini
Lineage: Eukaryota; Metazoa; Platyhelminthes; Trematoda; Opisthorchiida; Opisthorchiidae
Exons: 1
Coding region: 1-468 (155 amino acids)
Source: RefSeq, a predicted model, not a curated record